Trypanosoma rangeli is the source of this 348-nucleotide messenger RNA. RefSeq lists its product as uncharacterized. The coding region runs from base 1 to 348 and encodes 115 amino acids. The record is from RefSeq and is a predicted model, not a curated record. NCBI's taxonomy places the organism in Eukaryota, Euglenozoa, Kinetoplastea, Trypanosomatida, Trypanosomatidae. The transcript has a single exon.
AUGGAGGAGAUGUUGCUGCAAUUUCAGUCCGUGCGGCCGCUACCCCGCGCUGCAGACAGAGGAGGGCUGCGUCUUCGAGUCCGUCGCCAUCCUGUGGCACAUCGCGCGUCUCGAUCCGGGCGGCGGCUUCCUGCAGGGCUGAACACUGCCGGAGAGCGGACGGAUGGAGUUGCAGGCAGUUCCUCUGGUGAGGCCGGCCGACCGGUUUGUAGUGCGGUGGUGGUGCAGUGCCGGGUGCCGGGGGAUGCGAGGUGCCCGCGCUGCCGUUGGUAUGCCAGGGUUGGGGCGGGCGUUGUGUCACCAGAGCAGGAACACGCGGCUUCGGUGGUGCGUUGGGGUGGGGCGUGA